This is a messenger RNA of Hibiscus syriacus, 1444 nucleotides long. Its product is annotated as heavy metal-associated isoprenylated plant protein 34-like. Gene Ontology annotation, molecular function: metal ion binding. NCBI's taxonomy places the organism in Eukaryota, Viridiplantae, Streptophyta, Magnoliopsida, Malvales, Malvaceae. The record is from RefSeq and is a predicted model, not a curated record. The transcript has 3 exons. The coding region runs from base 169 to 1254 and encodes 361 amino acids.
UCCUCUCACUCCAUUUCUUCUAUGAAGGAAAGCUAAAAGAGCAGCAUUUUAAUGCCCCAUCAACCGCUUUUAGCCACUCCUUGCUUUCUUAAAACCUUUUAGCGAAAGGGCUUUCCAAAAGUUUCAAUUUUUAUAUCUUUUAUUUUCACACCCUUUGUUGUUUAAGGGAUGAAUAAACAAGAUGUCAUGAAGAUGCAGACAUGGGUUCUCAAAGUGAAUAUACAGUGUACCUGUGAUGGGUGUAAGCAGAAAAUAAGGAAGCUUCAGCAGAAAAUUGAUGGGGUGUAUACCUGCAGCAUAAAUGUAGAUCAAGGGAAGGUAACAGUGACUGGUAAUGUCGAUCCGGCUGUGCUCAUCAAGAAGCUGAAGAAAUCUGGGAAACAUGCUCAGCUGUGGGGUGGGGCUCAAAAGGGAGGUUCUAAUAAUUUCCCAAACCAGUUCAACAACAUGAAUAUGGAUGCUGGCAAAGGUGGGAAGGACAACAAGUCUCAAAAGGGUGGUGGCGGCGGCGGCGGAGGAGGAAAUAACCAGCAGAAAGGUGGGCAGCAAUUUGUGCUACCACAACAUAUGCAGCAAAUGAUGAAAGGGUUUAACCCUCCCAAAGACCAGAAAUCUGUCGAGUUUCACUUGCCUGACGAUGAUGGAAGUGAUGGUGAUUUCGAUGAUGAGUUUGACGAUGAGUUCGAUGAUGAAUUUGAUGAUGAGUUCGAUGAUGAUGAGUUUGAUGAUGAGGAAUUUGGUCACGGACAUGGUCAUGGGCAAAUGCAAAACAAGAUGGUGGCUAUGAUGGGAAAAGGCCAUGGGGGGCCAAAUGGUGUGAUGAAUAGCCAUGCCAUGAAUGGUAAAAAAGGAGGUGGUGGUGGUGUUGUGGAUAAUGGAAGGAAAGGGGUAGCUACUGACAUUCCUAUGGUGAUGAAAGGCAUGGGGGAGAACAAAAAAGAAGGGAAGCAUGGUAAUGGAGGAAAGAAAGGAGGUGAAAAGAACAGCAAAGGAGGAGGGAAAGUAGAUAAACAUGGUGGUAAAAAAGGGGGUGAAGGAGGUUUACUUGGGUUUUUCAAGAAGGAUAAAGGUGGAAAAGAUUCAAGUGCUCAUAGUAAAAAGGGUAAAAUUGAAUGGGAUGAUGAUGAUUAUGUUAAUAACAAAGGCUCUUCUCAUAAUGGAAAAGGAGGCCAUGGUGGUGGUGGUGGGAACAAUAAUGGCAAUGGAGCUAAAAAGGUGGGGGCAAAAUGGUGGUGGUGGGGGUCCCCAUAUUGACAUCAUGAACAAAAUCUAGAGUGGUGGGUUUCAAGACAUUGAUGUUUUUAAUCAUGUCAAAGGAGGUGGGGGUGGCGGUGGUGCUGCCAGUUUCGUACAUGGAGGCGGCGGUAGAGGAAAGAAUACGGGGCAAAUGGGUUUUAACAUGGGCCAAAUGGGAAACUACCCAAUGAACCAGAUGGGUAAUUUU